Molecule: messenger RNA, 1527 nt
Organism: Culicoides brevitarsis
Lineage: Eukaryota; Metazoa; Arthropoda; Insecta; Diptera; Ceratopogonidae
Product: lissencephaly-1 homolog
Exons: 6
Coding region: 231-1523 (430 amino acids)
Biological process (GO): germ cell development; retrograde axonal transport; vesicle transport along microtubule
Cellular component (GO): cytoplasmic microtubule; kinetochore; nuclear envelope
Molecular function (GO): dynein complex binding; microtubule plus-end binding
Source: RefSeq, a predicted model, not a curated record
UGAAGUUCGGGAUAAGAUCAAGUGUUUAGUAGUGAAUAAUAAAAAAAAUCAUUUUAACAAUACCGAAGAAAAAAAAUUAUUUUAAGAGAAAAAAAAAAUCGAAUCCAAAUCCAGCGAAUAUAUUUAUUUCAUAGACAAGCAUUUGAGUGAUAUAUUUAUUUAUCAUAAGGCAAAAAAAAAAAUCUACCUAAAAAAAUAGUGUCGAAAAAAUAUUUUUACAAAAUACAGAAAUGAAAAUGGUGUUGUCACAACGGCAGCGCGAGGAAUUAAACCAAGCGAUUGCCGAUUACCUCGGGAGUAACGGUUACAAUGAUGCAUUGGAGGCUUUUCGCAAGGAAGCUGACAUGCCGAACGAGUUGGAGCGCAAAUUCGGCGGAUUGUUGGAGAAAAAAUGGACGUCAGUCAUUCGGUUACAGAAGAAAGUGAUGGAGCUCGAGGCGAAAUUGUCGGAAGUUGAAAAGGAGGCGAUCGAGGGGGCUCCCAGUCGACAAAAACGCACGCCCAGCGAAUGGAUUCCCCGACCUCCGGAGAAGUUUUCGUUGACGGGACACCGUGCGACAGUUACUCGUGUCAUUUUUCAUCCGGUUUUCAAUCUAAUGAUUUCCUCGUCGGAGGAUGCCACAAUUAAAGUUUGGGAUUUCGAGACGGGCGAAUACGAGAGAUCGCUUAAAGGACACACUGAUUCGGUGCAGGAUAUUGCAUUCGAUCAGCAAGGAAAAUUAUUGGCUUCUUGCAGUUCCGACCUCUCAAUAAAAUUAUGGGAUUUCCAACAGUCAUACGAGUGUAUCAAGACAAUGCAAGGACAUGAUCACAACGUGUCAUCUGUGGCUUUUGUGCCCGCCGGCGAUUAUCUCCUCUCAGCUUCACGUGAUAAAACCAUCAAAAUGUGGGAAGUUGCAACAGGCUACUGCGUAAAAACCUUCACUGGUCAUCGUGAAUGGGUACGCAUGGUACGAGUUAAUGUUGAUGGCGAUUUAAUGGCGACAUGUUCAAAUGAUCAUGCAGUACGUGUAUGGCAUAUUAACUCAAAAGAUUGCAAGGUAACGCACUUUUUUCCGUCAAAAAAUUACAAAAUUCUAAAUUUUUCAUGUUUUUUUCAGGAAUUGCGUGAUCACGAUCACACUGUCGAAUGCGUGGCAUGGGCUCCGGAAUCUGCAGCAGCAGCAAUUAAUGAAGCAGCUGGCAUCGAUAACAAAAAGGGAGCUCAUCAAGGACCUUUCUUGGCAUCCGGUUCAAGGGAUAAAACUAUUCGAAUUUGGGACGUCAGCUCAGGCUUGUGCUUGUUCACACUCGCAGGACACGAUAACUGGGUGCGCGGAAUUGUGUUCCAUCCAGGCGGUAAAUACAUGUUAACAGCGAGUGACGACAAAACUGUGCGAAUUUGGGAUAUCAAGAACAAAAGAUGUACAAAAACACUUCAUGCUCAUCAACAUUUCUGUACUUCUCUCGAUAUGCAUAAAUCACAUCCUUACGUGGUAACUGGAAGCGUAGAUCAAACAGUCAAAGUAUGGGAGUGUCGUUAAAUUA